This is a messenger RNA of Argentina anserina (silverweed cinquefoil), 1012 nucleotides long. RefSeq names its product ethylene-responsive transcription factor CRF5-like. The transcript has a single exon. The record is from RefSeq and is a predicted model, not a curated record. Lineage: Eukaryota; Viridiplantae; Streptophyta; Magnoliopsida; Rosales; Rosaceae. Gene Ontology annotation, molecular function: DNA binding; DNA-binding transcription factor activity. Bases 66 to 953 code for a protein of 295 amino acids. Gene Ontology annotation, biological process: regulation of DNA-templated transcription.
CAGCCAUCUUCUCCCUCAAACUCGGCUCCCUUUCUCCUUCAAAUUUCAUUCCAUCUUUCAUCUCCAUGGAUUCAAACUACCCAACAAAGUUCACAGAGAAACGAACCUUCACCAACAAGCUUGUCAAGCAUUUGUGCAACUCUGGACUCCCCAGAAUUGUCCGGAUUUCCGUUACCGACGAGGACGCGACCGACACGUCCAGCGACGACGAAGAACGACAAGACCGACCACAACGAGUGACAAGAAGGGUCAUCAACGAGGUGAGAAUCGAGGAGGAGUCCGAGGUUGUCAGGGAGAUUCUGUCCAGGAAUCAGAGGCAAAAGUCCAAGUCGACUUUGCCGGACGAGAAGAAGAAAUUCCGAGGCGUACGGCAGCGGCCUUGGGGAAAAUGGGCCGCCGAGAUUCGUGACCCGUUUAAGAAAACCCGUGUUUGGCUUGGAACGUUCGACACGGCGGAGGAGGCAGCUCUGGCGUACGACAUGGCCGCCAUUGCCAUGAAAGGACAUAACGCUCUCACGAACAUCAUCCCUCCUCCUCCUCCCCCUCCUAAACUCCUCGUUGUUUCCGAACCUGAUUCUCCUUCUUGUUCUCCGUCCAGUUCAACUGAUCACACCGUUGUCAUUGGCCAGUAUGAUUCUGGGAAAGAGUGUCAGAGCCUUCGCUCCCCGACCUCUGUUCUCAGCGGCGGUAAAAACCAGUGGAGACCUGUUUCGAAGGAGCAAGACGAGUCCCAUCUCGUUAAAGACUGUGGUUUCUUUGAUGGUGUGAUCAGUCCUAGUGAAGCUAUAUUUUUCGGUGUUUCAGAGCCGAUUCUGGUGGAGGAAAUGAACAUGGUGCCGGAGUCAGUGUUACGAGACGACUUGUCCGACAUUUCGCUGGAUUCCGUCGGGGAUUUCAGGUCAUGUAAAUGGAAUGUGGAGGAUUUCUUUCAAGACCAAUGUGGUGGUUUCUGAGUGAAUAAUGGCGUCAUAAUCGGAGUUUUGACAUAGAUGAUCAGUAGUCCAUGUUAGUA